Messenger RNA from Salarias fasciatus (jewelled blenny), 3419 nucleotides. Its product is annotated as aminopeptidase N-like. The record is from RefSeq and is a predicted model, not a curated record. Gene Ontology annotation, molecular function: peptide binding; zinc ion binding; metalloaminopeptidase activity. NCBI's taxonomy places the organism in Eukaryota, Metazoa, Chordata, Actinopteri, Blenniiformes, Blenniidae. Gene Ontology annotation, biological process: proteolysis; peptide catabolic process. The transcript is spliced from 21 exons. Bases 435 to 3311 code for a protein of 958 amino acids. Gene Ontology annotation, cellular component: plasma membrane; cytoplasm.
CUUGUGGGUAUUAGUUUGUACAGGAAGUAGCUAUUAGCCGGUUGCGGGUAGUUGAAUAACGUCUGCUAAGCCUUUUACUGAAACCAGUUUUAGCCUUUUUCUCAGUUCUUAUUAUUCUUUUGGAAGAGCAGGUUAUUCAAGUUCACAAUAACAACCAUAUUUAUAGACAUAUCCUUGAAGUUCACUGAGGAAACACUGCGUAGCUGCUUGGGACCUGUGGAGGAUGGCACUCUGUGCUGCGUUCCAGCCUGUCCCAGCAUGAACUGGGGGCUCGAAAGUUGUUUUUCUUGCUUCGUGAUGCAGGAGUUGGUUGAUGGAAAUGUAUUUUUGCCAUGUUAAUAUCUCAGCCAUUAACUGAGAAGGCAGCGACCCUGCUGAGCUGGACGAAAAACACACUGAGACUCUGCAGCGUUUCACACUAACCUCAGUCAGACAUGGGGAAAGUCUACUACAUCAGUAAAAAUGUGGGCCUUGGAUUGCUUUUGCUGGCGGCCAUUGCACUGACGACAAUCUUAGCUCUGUCCAUCGCCUAUCACAAGGAAAAAAUGAAGAAUCAAGGAGCAUCGGAGAGCUCCGUUCCUGCAGCCCCCACCACUGCCUUCACCCCAAAGGACCCCUGGGACCACUACAGACUUCCAGACGCACUCGUCCCCGUCUCCUACCGUUUGAACCUGUGGCCUCGACUGCAGCCCAACGAAGACGGCAUGUACAUCUUCACCGGACAGUCCUCGGUGAUCUUCAGGUGUGUGAAAGAAACGGAUCUGAUCAUCAUUCACGCCAGCAAGCUGAACUUCACCACCACCGACGGGCACCAGGCGAAACUGAGCGGCGUGGGCGACGCCAGAGCGCCGGUUAUUCAGAAGACCUUCCUGGUGAAGAGAACGGAGUAUCUGGUUAUUCAGCUGCGCCGCAAACUAACUGCCGGGGCCACAUACCUACUGGAAACUGGAUUUGUGGGGGAGCUGGCAGAUGAUCUGGAGGGUUUCUACAGGAGUGAAUACACUCAAGACGGCGUGAAGAAAGUGGUUGCUACGUCUCAGAUGCAGGCAACGUACGCCAGACAAGCCUUUCCUUGUUUCGACGAGCCGGCGAUGAAAGCAGUUUUCAACGUGACCAUCGUCCACGACCCAAGCUACGUGGCUCUGUCCAACGGCAAGGAAACGGAUAUUUCCGAGGUCGUCAUCGAAGGUGUGCGUGUCAAAGUCACUACGUUCGAGCCCACAGAGAGGAUGUCAACGUAUCUGCUGGCGUUCAUCGUCAGCGACUUUGAUCACGUUCAGUCGUCCCAAAACAAUCUGCUGAUCCGAAUCUGGGCUAAGAGGACAGCCAUCGCUGACAGUCAGGGUGACUACGCUCUCAGCGUCACCGGCCCGAUCCUGCAGUUCUUCGAGCGUUACUACAACACAACGUAUCCUCUCUCCAAGUCAGAUCAGAUCGCUCUGCCGGAUUUCAGCAACGGAGCGAUGGAGAACUGGGGUCUGGUCACAUACAGGGAAACAGCCUUGCUCUUUGACCCCGUCCUUUCAUCCACUGGCAACAAGGAGAGGGUCACGACUGUCAUCUCCCAUGAACUCGCUCACAUGUGGUUUGGCAACCUCGUAACGUUGAAAUGGUGGAAUGACCUGUGGCUGAAUGAGGGAUUCGCCUCAUAUGUGGAGUACCUCGGAGCCGAUUACGCCGAGCCCACCUGGAACAUAAAAGACCAGAUCAUCCUGUACGAUGUUCAUCGAGUGUUUGCAGUGGACGCUCUGGCAUCCUCUCAUCCGCUGUCCCGCCGAGAGGACGAGGUCAACGACCCCGCUCAGAUCAGCGAGAUGUUCAACACCAUCUCUUACAGCAAGGGUGCAGCAGUGAUCCGGAUGCUGUCCGAGUUCCUCACUGAGCCAGUUUUUGCCAGAGGACUCAGUUCUUAUUUGAACACGUUUGCCUUUGGCAAUACAGUAUACACAGACCUGUGGGACCACCUCCAGCAGGCGGUUGAUAACACUCCUAGUCUUCACAUUCCACGCUCCAUCGGUGAAAUCAUGAACCGCUGGACUCUCCAGAUGGGCUUCCCAGUGGUCACUAUCGACACCCGGACAGGAAGUGUCACCCAGAAACACUUCCUGUUGGAUCCAGAGUCUGUAGUGGACAGGCCUUCUCAGUUCAACUACACGUGGUUUGUUCCUAUUAAAUGGAUGAAGACGGGAGUGGAGCAGCAACAGUACUGGCUCCUUCAAAACACGGACACUCACAGACCGAUGAGUGCUUCCGGAUCGGACUGGGUGCUGGCAAACACGAACGUAUCCGGAUACUUCAGGGUGAACUACGAUCUGGACAACUGGGAUCGUCUCCUCACACUGCUCAACACCCACCAUCAGGCUUUAUCAGUCAUCAACAGAGCACAGAUCAUAGACGAUGCGUUCAACCUCGCAAGAGCCAAGAUCAUCAAUACAACACUGGCCCUGAAAACCACUAAAUACCUGUCAAAAGAGAGAGAAUACAUGCCCUGGGAGUCAUUUCAGAGAAACCUCGGCUACUUCAUUCUUAUGUUUGACCGCACUGAGGUCUACGGAGCUUUACAGGCGUACCUCAAGAAACAAGUCCAACCACUUUUUGAACACUUCAGGACACUCACAGCGAACUGGACCCGUGUACCUGAGGGCCACACUGACAAGUAUAAUCAGAUCAAUGCCAUAUGGAUUGCCUGCAGCGUGGGUGUGGAGGGCUGCAGGGAGCUGAUCAGCAGCUGGUUCAGGCAGUGGAUGGAUAAUCCAGGCCGCAACCUGAUUCAUCCCAACCUGAAAGGCACGGUUUACUGCGUUGCAGUAGCCUUCGGUGGUGCAGAGGAGUGGGACUUCGCCUGGAGGAUGUUCAAGAAUUCCACUUUGGCAUCUGAAGCGCUCAGACUCAGGGCGGCCAUGGCCUGCACUAAGGUGCCCUGGCUUUUAAACAGGUAUCUGGAGUACACCCUUGACCCAACUAAAAUCCGGAAGCAGGAUGCCACUUCUACCAUCAACCUCAUCGCACAAAAUGUUGUAGGAAUGCCGCUGGCCUGGAACUUUGUGCGAGCUAAGUGGAGCGACAUCUAUGAACUAUAUGGAAAAUCUUCCUUUUCCUUCCCCAAUCUGGUCAGUGGAAUCGCAACAAGGUUCUCCACAGAGUUUGAGUUGCAGGAGUUGAAGAAAUUCAAAGAGGAGAACCAGGACGUCGGUUUUGGCUCUGCUACCAUGGCCCUGGAGCAGGCCAUAGAGAAGACCAAGGCCAACAUCAAGUGGGUGUCGGAAAACAAAGCAGAAGUGCUGAGGUGGUUCACUGAGGAGUCCACAUGAGAGCCCGCAGAGUUCCCAUGAUCCUCGCUCCUUUUGUUUUCCCCGUACCCUGAGGUAACAACUGACAAUCACUAUAAUCAUCAGGAACCACUAAAACCCGUCUUUGAC